UGCAAACUUCCGCAAAGAAGAAGAAGAAGAAGAAGAAGAAGAAGAAGUUGCUGCUUUGGGUACCUUGCUCUUCACAAGUUUUAGCUGUGUUCAAUUUGAAGAAAUAAUAUAUAUUUAUAACGCUUUUGGCCGCCGACACAGUUUUACUACUUGCCUUUUGCACAGUUUUUGUGUUUUUGACUCGGGCUGAGCCUCUUUAUUCAACGUCUUUGCGAUCUCGUCUGGCACAACACGAUGAUCACAAGGAGGAGAAGCCGUGCCAUGGAGGUGCCGUCGGUAGACGUUGAGGAGGUGGACGUAAUGGAAAAUGUUCACGAUCUCCCCAACCCUUCUGAUCCACUUGCUGCUGAUGACACCGAUCCUUCAGGAAUGGAGCUAGACGACCUGUUCGAAGAUUUAAAAUGGACUCUAGAAAAAGAUUCUUCCUCUCUACUCUUUGGCGUCGAUCUUGCCGAUCUAGAAGCACACAGCGACAUAAACCAAAACUCGGGGUUUGACGCUUCGUCCCGCUCGUCUCCAGACAUAACGUCUUCUGGCUCCAGGAUGAAAAACCGACAAAACCAGUCGAACCACGUCAUCAACAAAAACGCCAUCGCUGCCAGAUUGAACCGUCUCAAGAAGAAGGAGCACGUCAACACCCUGGAGAAGCAGGUUGGCGUUCUGUCAACGGAGAACGCCGUGCUCAAACAAGAGAACUGUCAGUUGACUAAACGGGUGGAAGAAUUGGAGGAUGAAACCAGGUAUCUGAGAGCUGUGCUGGCCAAUGAGAGCAUGUUAGCCCAGCUCUUGUCCAGACUGAGCGGUGUGAAUGGGAUGAAAUUAUCUUCCUCGCUUUUCCAGGGGCCUCGCUCCAACGAGCACGAUUAUGCGUUGCCCAGGAAGCGGGUGAAGGUGGAGGAGAAGGAGACGUCUGGCGGCGUGUGCCUGCAUGUAGACAAGAACCACGUCUCAGUGGAAUUCUGCCCAAAGUGUGCAGAGAGCGCGAGCACGUCGCUCAAAAUGUAGGGUCAAGUACUUCUGUUUUCUCAUAUUGAGACUAAACCGUAUGUGACUCUGUACUGAACCUUGUCAGGAUGGAUGAACACCGAGUUAAUUAGAGCUGCCUAGGAACCGCAGAAUGUGCAUGUGAUUUAUGUUUUUGGUGGGAUAAGUAAACGUUACUGCUAAACCUUGUUGACAGUUUCUUCUAGGUAAUGGUUGCUCCGCCAUGGGGGAUGAGUGGCUUUCUGAACUCCUUUUCCUGCUUGACGCCCUGUUCUGCUGAUGGGAGGUGACGAAGCUGGACACGCAGCUGCAACGUGGCCUGGUAUUUUUUUAAAGGUAGUAUCGGUAACAAAUGGUACAUGUAAUCCAAUUUUUACCCACAUUCUGCAUCACCUGUAGCUGUUGGUCGUAUCAGCAAAGCUCCUUCAGCAGCCGGAGCAAUUUGUAUAUUGUUUGUAUAUUGAAAUGUACAUUUAAAAAAAAAAAAAACUGAUCACAGUUAAUUUUUUAAAUCACAUCUAAUAAACUGUAAAUGUUUAAUUUUGAAUAUAUUUUCUUUUGAAGUAAAUGCUCUGAGAAAUGUUGGACAAAUAAAUCCCAUUCUGUGUGUGUGAAAUACUAAAUAUCUGCUGAGUCUUGUUGUGUACUGUUGAUAUUAAUGCAUCUCUUUUUUCUUUCUAAACAGCAAGCUCUGCCGAUAAAGGUCUUAACUUUUCCUGAACAUUGGGUCAAGUCUGGUAAUGGUUGUCAGAACAGAUGACAGUCCCCAUUGGAUGGAAUUAUAAAGCAUAGAAAGAUUCAUGUCAUUUAUCUGCCCAGCUACAGUGCAUCCAGAAGGUUUUCCCAGCACUUCACUUUUUCCACAUUUUAUGUUCCAGCCUUAUUAAAACAACCUUUCCUCAAAAUUUGAGACACAAACACCCCAUGAGGGCAGAAACGUGAGAAAAAGUUUGAGAUUUUUGCUAAAUUCGUAAAACUUGAAAACCAAGAAAUCAUAUUUACAUAAGUAUUUACAGUCUUCUUCCAUUGGCUGACGAUGGAGGCGGAGUUCAUCGGUCCUUCAGAGCACCAGGAGUGUUUCUGGAUCCUACUUCAGAUUUCUGCCUCAAGACCAUCCUGUCUCUGAGGUCUACAGACGAUUCCUUUGAUUUCAUGUUUGGUGUUUGCACUGUUCACCGUAGGACCAUAUAUAGACAGGUGUGUGCCUUUCCACAUCAGGUCCAAUCAUCUGAAUUUACCAUUUAAGUUGUAGAAACAUUUCAUGGAUGAUCAGUAAAAUCCCAAAACGCUUUUCCAUGUUGUCAUAAUUUGGUGUCUGUUUUUAGAAUUUUGAGGGAAGAUUAAUUUAAAGGUAGCGUAUAAUGUAAAAUACUUUUUUUUUUUAUAGCUUUACAUGUUAUGUUAUUCCCUCAUCAAAGACACUCCUUGGAGUGUAGCUUUGAAUUUGUCACACAUGUUUGAGAAAUUGUAAAAUCUCCCCCAACAUUUGGGUGUCCAGAUUACGAGUUUUUGUAAUCAUCUUACAUUCUCAUCAAUGAAGGCAAACCAUUUCAGCUUGCUGAGAAAAAAAGGCAUGAUUUGCUUCACUUGGUUCAGUCAGUUAACUUAUUGUGGACAUAAUGGAAUAAUGAAAUAAGUAAAAAAGGUGCUACAUAUUUCCAUAAAGCUUCCACCUGACGGAGCACCCCUCACCUGCAGUUCCCCCACCUGGCUCCUUCACCUGCUGAGCUCACAAGAACUACUUAGUCCAACACUUUUAGGAGCGGUUGUACAUGGCAGCAUGGAGGAACAGUUUUGUGGUGAUGUGCUGGAAAGAAGAGGAGCUUCUUAAAGAAAUGAGCCAAUUUUAAAGUGUCAAAUUUAUUUAAUGUUUCACAUGUACAGCAGUUUUAUAACUGAAGUUAUAGUUAUCAGUGCUGUUUUAUAGCACAAUGUGCUUGGAAAUGACAUAAUAGCACCCUGGCAAUGUGGAAAAAGUGAAGAACUGUAAAUAUUUCUGAAUGUACUGUAUUUUAGCUCAUUCAGCUGCAAGUGCUUUAGUAUUCAUAUUGUUUCCGGGGAGAGUGGAGCAGAAAAAUAAUCAGUUACUGCCACCUAUUGGUAUAUUGGUUACACUUCAGAUGUUCCCUGUUGUGUUUAAAGCAUUCAGUGAUUUGACAAAUCCCCUGGUCUAUGCUCCCACCUCAGUGACUGUUAAUGCAAGGCAAGUACAUGAGUUUUUGACAUUCAGCAACAUUGUACUUUACAUUAUGGAGGCAUAAAACCUUAUAUUGUAGGAGUAAAUAAAAGAAAGUAAUAAAAAGUUGUAAUACAGACUAAAAUUACAGAUGAUACACUUUUUUUUAUUGAUCAAAAGCAACUAAACAGGUGGGGUUUUAGCCUUCAUUUAGGGAACUCAGUGUUUCAGCAUCUUUGCAGUUUUCUGGGACAUUUCUAGAUUAGAGCAUAAAAACUGAAUGCUGCUUCUCAGUGUUUUGUUCCCAUUCUGGGAGGUAAAGACUGAUUAGUUCACUUCCAUUAUGGGUGAGGAUAUUUUUAUUGGGGUUUGGUGGAAUUUAGCAUAUAUUAAACUUAAGAUGCUUUCAUUUAGUCAGGCCAAUAUUUGGCACAAAUGAAUACAUUUAGUCAGUUUAGUUAACGUCAUUGUUCCAGACAAUCUGGAGCAAGACUCAAUCAUUUUACAAUCUCACUAAUGAAGGCAAACCAUUUCAGCUUACUGAGAAGAAAAACAUGAUUUUUGCUUCACUUGGCUCCGUCAGUUAACCUAUUGAGUAAAAAAAUGGGCUUUUGUUUUGUACAAAGUACUGCCCUCGAUUGGUGUUGCUUGUUCAAUGCUUCAGACACGUGAAGUAUUGACAAUUUGUAUGGUAUGUCCGUAUUGUGAAACUGAUUGAAGUCUUGUUUUUACACAGUGCAGGUACUGAAUCUUAGCUCAGCAUAAUAAAGGUUGUCAGAUGCGACUACAUCUGCCAGACGUGUAGACAUAGUCGCAGGCGGACCGUGGUCUGACCAGAAGGUGGACCUGGUCAGACCAGGAGGUGGACCUGGUCAGAAUGGACAAGACCAGCAUAUGGUGCCUCUGGAUGUGAGGUUUAAAUAAGGCUUCUUUUCCAUAGUGGUUAGAACUUUGUCAAAUCUGACAGAGUUUCUCAAUGAGGAAUGAGAACACAUAAAUCAUUUUUCAUUAACUCCUUCCAAUGAAAUAAAAUCAUUCUAUGAAUCACAUUGAAGAUUUACAUAUUCCUGUGGUUUUAACGUUAUCAGAUUUGGACAUAUCACACUUAUGUUUUAAAUCAGACCUAUUUUAAUGUGUUUGAUAACUUGAGUAAACACAAAAUGUAGUGAUCAAAUUUGAUUUAUUAUAAAAUGUUUUCCAAACUAACUUGGUCCUGUUUAAAUUUAUGACAGCAAUUAGCCACAUUUUUGAUUCGACUUUAGUGCUUGACCGCUUGAAUCACAAAGGUAACUCAUCUGACAACAUGAAGGUGGUUAAAAAUUUCCAAAAGCAACACAUGGGCUAAAGAAAUUAUGCUCUGCAUAAAGUUAUAAACAUAUUUCUAAAGCUAUCCACAAAUGAAGAAAACAUGGAACAGUGGUAAACCUUUCCAGGAGCGGCCGGCCUACCAGAGCGCACAAUCGACUAACAACUAAACCAAUCACUGCAGGUCUCAGUUAAAGUCAGUGUUCAUGACUCAGCAAUAAGAAAGCGACUGAGCAAAUAUCUAUGGAGACAUUCAAAGCCAAGGCCACUGCUGACCAAACGGAAUGACAAGGAACAUCUCACCUCCAAAAAAACAUCCCAACACUUUGGCUAAGUCUUCCAUGGAUUCAUGAAGAUUGUUACAUCUAGAGUAAAACUUUAAGACAUUCAGAAACAAACGCCAUAACAGUCGAACACGAGAUCUUCAGGAACUUGUUUUCAUUGCUUUUUGUCUGACCUUUCCUCCUGAAGUUGAAUAUCUGGCCAUCAGUCUAUGACCUUAAACUUAGCAGCCUGAUGAUCUAAAGCAAACCAGCGAGUUCACCUCGAAAAGGCUCAGAAAAAAGCUAAUUGAAGAUUUUGCAGAUGUCUAGUUAAAGUUGGGACUCAAAUCUUGCAAAAUCCUAUAAAUUAGACGAACUGAAACAAGAACGCAGAGGAAAGACCCAAACUUUCUCCACAAAGACGUAAAAGAUUCCCUGCCGCAUACCGCAAACACUUGAUGGGAGUUUUUGCUGCAAAGUGGCAAAAGCUGUUGUUCGGUUCAGGAGCAAUACGUUUUCCACAAUGAGUCACAUCAUUUUGAAUAUACUCAAAAAAUCAUUUGACGGUGCUUUUUGUAUUUACUCAGAUUAUCUUUGCCGGGUAUUAACAUUUGUUUGAAUUUAAGAAACAUUUACGUGAGACUUGGAAGCAAAAUCAGAAGAAAUCACUAAGGAAGCAAUAAGUUUUUCACAGUGCUGCAUCUUCCCAGGCUAACAAAACAAUCUGAAUCUUUACAGCAGGCGACCAAAAGCAAGAAUAUAUUUAAAAAAUAUAUAUUAUUCAGGUGUUUUUGGUUCUGGGGAAGGAGUCACUGUGUUACCUGAACAAACAACACAAGACCAAACAGAGUUUGUCAAAGUUAUUAUUGUAGAAUACUUUGAUGGAUUUUUUUUUCUUUCAUACAGACAAAAGGUGUUGGAUUUAUUUCCCAGUAAAUUCUCUUAGAUUUCAAUACAGAUUUAGUCUACAGUAUACAGGUGUGUUCUUUCUCAUAUAUAGAUAUUUAUUCGCUUAAAUAACAGGCAGGUAACUCUUUAAUAUAUUCAAUAGUCUUUAGAUUUUUUUUGUUUUGCUUUUGCUCUUGUUUUUUUUUUUUUUUGGUAUAUUUUUUUGCAACUUUUUUUUUGCUCUUUAAAUGUCAUUUCAGCACAGUUAAGGCUGUGUUUUCUGUCUGCCGAACGGCACUGCCGUUGUGCAAGAAGUGUGUGUGUGUGUGGGGGGGGGGACCGUUCUACACAGAAUAUUUACAGCAAUAUGUAUAAUGAAUAAUGUAAAACCUGAACUCUGACCCCCGUGUACCAUGGCAGUAAGCACUGGUGGCAGAUCUAAGAGAGCAGCCUAAACAAUGCGAGGACGCAGAGCACUUCUGCAGACUCUAGCUCUGCAUGGCGCCUCCUGUUCCUCUGCACGGACCCCCCCUACCCCCUCUAUAACCCGCCCCCCCGCCAAGUUUUUGUCAGAUCCCUCAGGUCGUAAUGAGGUGCAUUUCUGUCUCCAGUUCUCUUAUUUACAGAGUCGGUGUCUUAAAAGACCUGAAGUUCCUCUGCGCACCUCAGGGAGCUGUUCAGUGGACAGAAAACACAGCCCUCAGAAUCUGCUCAGGAGAAUGUGCAGCUGUCUUUGUCCAUCAGUGGGAGCACCGGUGGAGAAAAAUUAAUAAUAAUAAUAAUAUAAUACAAGCGCUUCCAUGUUGUUGUACCUCUCUUUACGAAAAAGCAAUAGGAUUUUGAGAAGAAAGAAACUUAACUU
This is a messenger RNA of Xiphophorus couchianus (Monterrey platyfish), 6478 nucleotides long. It is a transcript of the gene crebzf, whose product is annotated as CREB/ATF bZIP transcription factor. Gene Ontology annotation, biological process: regulation of DNA-templated transcription. The record is from RefSeq and is a predicted model, not a curated record. The transcript is spliced from 3 exons. Gene Ontology annotation, molecular function: DNA-binding transcription factor activity. NCBI's taxonomy places the organism in Eukaryota, Metazoa, Chordata, Actinopteri, Cyprinodontiformes, Poeciliidae. Bases 235 to 1005 code for a protein of 256 amino acids.